UUUGCACCUUGGACUUGCUCAGCUCUUCCCGUCCUUCUUGACUAGCCUCGCCGCAUCUGGGCACCCUUCGCUUGUAUGUGCGCCGACUUCAGCCCGUUGACUGUGAUGCAGCGACCAUUGGGAACCGGCACCGCCUUCAGCAUAGACUCCCUGAUAGGCACCAGUCCUCAGCCCAGCCCCGGCCACUUCGUCUACACCGGCUACCCUAUGUUUAUGCCCUACAGACCGGUUGUCCUGCCCCCGCCAGCCCUUCCACAGCCUUCUCUGCAGCACAACCUCCACGCCGUGCCAAGUCCUCACCACCACCAAGUAAGCAACCUGACCGGCUCUCUCUCCAACGGCUUCUGCACCAGCCUGGGCCAGGGGAUGGCCGUCACCACCCUCAUGGCCACGUUACCGGGCACGGGCGAAGGCAGCCGCAGCUUCCCGUCCUCCCCCAACCAGGAGCCGGCCAGGAAGUUCAUGCAGACUCUGGUGACCCUAGACAAGGCUGAAGGCGGCGUGCAACAGGAGGGAGAAGAAACCAAGGCGUUUCUGUGCAAGGACACCCCGGCUCUGUCUUUUCCGGUGUCCGAAGCCGUGCACGCCGUUAUAGGUUCCGUCACGACUAACAGAACACAAGAAAAAGUAGAUUCAAAGGUAGACGACGACCCCAAAAGCAAAGAUGAGAGUUUUUCCAUGGACAGUGAUCUCGAUUACAGCUCUGAUGAGAACGUCACAUCCCAGGCUGCUCACAAGGGAGAGGAGUCCGGCGUCGGCCUGGAGGAACUUAACCACCACAAUCCCACCCCAACAAAUACAGCAACAGGCAAAAACCGGAGGAGGAGGACAGCCUUCACCAGCGAACAACUGCUGGAACUGGAGAAGGAAUUCCACUGCAAGAAGUACCUCUCGCUGACCGAGAGAUCUCAGAUCGCUCACGCCCUCAAACUCAGCGAAGUGCAAGUCAAAAUCUGGUUUCAGAACCGCAGGGCCAAGUGGAAACGCGUGAAGGCGGGCAACGCCAACUCCAAGUCGGGAGAACCAUCCAGGAACCCCAAAAUCGUGGUGCCAAUCCCAGUGCACGUCAGCAGGUUCGCGAUCAGGAGCCAGCAUCAACAACUGGAGCAGCCCAGACCUUGAGAGAAAAAAACUUUUCCAACGAGGCGAGAUUAGGGGCAGAGCGCGCGCGCACACGCACAUAUACACAGAGAGAAACAAACUAACUUCCCGGGUAAAAACCCAAGACUUGCAACAGACAGACCCCUAUUUAUUAUAAAUAAAUAAUUAUGCUUUGUUUGUAUAUAAGAACUGAGAAAAUACAUCAACUCUAUACGGUAUUUAACUGUUUCGUGGACCAAAACAUGUACGCUGGGAAUAUCGCGAACGUCUACAUGCCUGGGGAGAAAGAGACCGCGAUACUAAGAUUCACAUUAAA
Molecule: messenger RNA, 1417 nt
Organism: Mobula hypostoma (lesser devil ray)
Lineage: Eukaryota; Metazoa; Chordata; Chondrichthyes; Myliobatiformes; Myliobatidae
Gene: gbx2
Product: gastrulation brain homeobox 2
Exons: 2
Coding region: 76-1122 (348 amino acids)
Biological process (GO): regulation of nervous system development; regulation of transcription by RNA polymerase II
Cellular component (GO): nucleus
Molecular function (GO): DNA-binding transcription factor activity, RNA polymerase II-specific; RNA polymerase II transcription regulatory region sequence-specific DNA binding
Source: RefSeq, a predicted model, not a curated record